This is a messenger RNA of Aspergillus calidoustus, 1323 nucleotides long. The record is from the annotation of a GenBank genome assembly. Lineage: Eukaryota; Fungi; Ascomycota; Eurotiomycetes; Eurotiales; Aspergillaceae.
AUGUCCUACUACCCUCCUUAUUCCGGUGCGCCCGGAUACCCCCCGCAACAACCGCCGCCGCAACAGUAUCCUCCUCAAAACUACAGUUCCCCGCCCCCAUAUCAACAAAUGCACCACCACCAUUCACAACAACCGUCGUACGGCGGCGGCUAUCCAGGCCAGGACUACCGUCAGCAACAGCCCCCUCCCAACCCUUACCAAUACGGCCACCCUUCCCCUCAGCCAUAUCCUCCGAAUAACGGGUAUAAUCGUCCUCCGUCCGGCUAUCCACCCUCGUCUGGCCCUCCCCCUCAGGGUAACCAAGUAUACCAUGGGCGAAACCCCUCGUAUCCUACUCACCAUUCUGGUGGCCCGGCGCCUCCGCCCUCGCAGCCUCAAGCCUUCGGUCACGGUGCGCCCCAAGGCUAUAGCUUUCAGUACUCCCGCUGCACUGGAAAAAGAAAGGCUCUGUUGAUUGGUAUCAAUUACUUUGGCCAGAAAGGGCAGCUGCGCGGAUGUAUCAACGACGUGCGCAACAUGUCUACAUAUCUGAACCAGAACUUUGGCUACGCUCGUGAGGACAUGGUGCUACUAACGGACGAUCAACAAAACCCAAUGAGCCAACCGACAAAAGCCAACAUUCUGCGUGCGAUGCACUGGUUGGUCAAAGAUGCUCAGCCCAACGACUCCCUCUUCUUCCACUACUCUGGACACGGUGGACAGACGCCCGAUUUGGACGGCGAUGAAGACGAUGGCUAUGAUGAAGUCAUCUACCCGGUAGAUUUCCGCGUGGCGGGCCAUAUCGUUGACGACGAGAUGCAUCGGAUCAUGGUAAAGCCACUCAGGCCAGGCGUGCGGCUGACAGCUAUCUUUGACUCAUGCCACUCAGGCUCUGCCCUGGAUCUACCAUACAUCUACUCUACACAGGGUAUUCUCAAGGAGCCUAACCUCGCCAAGGAGGCAGGCCAAGGCUUGCUGGGUGUUAUCUCAUCGUAUGCCCGUGGCGAUAUGGGCAGUAUGAUGUCCACUGCUGUCGGUUUCUUGAAGAAGGCUGCCAAGGGCGAUGAGGCCUACGAGCGAACCAAGCAAACCAAGACCAGCCCCGCAGAUGUUAUCAUGUGGUCAGGAAGCAAGGACUCGCAAACUAGCCAAGACGCCCAGAUUGCUGGUCAGGCCACUGGUGCAAUGUCGUGGGCCUUCAUUACCGCCCUCCGCAAGAACCCGCAACAAAGCUAUGUGCAGUUGCUAAACAGCAUUCGAGACGAACUGGCAACCAAAUACUCACAGAAACCACAGCUUAGUGCUAGCCACCCAUUGGAUGUGAACCUACUGUAUGUGAUGUAA